AGAUACAAAGCUGCAGGGCAAGACACCAUUGUGUUGGCUGGAGCAGAGUACGGAAGUGGGAGCUCUCGAGACUGGGCUGCCAAGGGUCCGAAGCUAUUAGGAGUUAAAGCAGUAAUUGCCGAGAGUUUCGAGAGAAUUCAUCGCAGCAACUUGGUAGGCAUGGGGAUCAUUCCACUCUGUUUCAAGCCCGGCCAGGAUGCAGAAACACUGGGAUUGACCGGCCAUGAACGCUACACUAUAGACCUGCCGAAAAAAAUCGGCGAGAUCAAGCCUGGCCACGAUGUUACUGUUACAACUAACACCGGCAAAUCUUUCACUUGCACGCUACGCUUCGACACAGAGGUGGAGCUGGCAUAUUUUGACCAUGGUGGUAUUCUCCAGUACGCCAUUCGAAACCUGAUCGAGCAGUAGUUUUUCAUUGUAAAUACCUUUACAACGUUGCAUGAAAUGAGCACGAGCAAGCAAGCAGCAGUUUUGUAUUGCAACAUUUUUAAUCACUAUUUUAAUUGAUUUCCAUUUUAUAUGUAUUUGUUCCAUCUGUUAUAUAGAGAAUUCUG
Morus notabilis is the source of this 557-nucleotide messenger RNA. Its product is annotated as aconitate hydratase, cytoplasmic. The record is from RefSeq and is a predicted model, not a curated record. Gene Ontology annotation, biological process: citrate metabolic process; tricarboxylic acid cycle. Gene Ontology annotation, cellular component: mitochondrion; cytosol. Lineage: Eukaryota; Viridiplantae; Streptophyta; Magnoliopsida; Rosales; Moraceae. The annotation marks the transcript as partial. The transcript is spliced from 3 exons. Gene Ontology annotation, molecular function: aconitate hydratase activity; 4 iron, 4 sulfur cluster binding.